AUGGAUUAUUGGAAGUCAUACAAGACGCUAAGGUUUGCAAGACAGAUCGAUAUGGGAACUCCUGAGGGAAGUUUUGGAGAAUUGCCUUCCUACCAAUACACGAUAAGACAGGCAAAUCCGGGUACAAUAACGCGUCUUCAAAUUGAUGAGUGUGACAGAUUCAAGUAUGUCUUCAUUGCUUUUGGUGCGAGUGUUGCUGGGUUUGCUUACAUGCGGAAAGUUGUUGUUGUGGAUGUUGCUAUUCCAGACGAGAGGAAUUUUGCGAUCAUCUCGGACAGACAUAAGUCAAUAGGGAAAGCAAUUGGUGAUGUGUAUCCGUUGGCUUCUCGUGGAAUUUGCACUUAUCAUUUGUACAAGAACAUAUUGGUAAAGUUCAAAGGGAAACAUUUGUUCCCACUUGUGAAAAAAGCGGCUAGGUGUUUUCGGAUGGCUGAUUUUACAGAGGCAUUCAAUGAGAUUGAAGCGCUUCAUCCUGAACUACAUGGAUAUCUCCAAAGAUCUGGGGUGCAAAUGUGGGCACGCGUUCAUUUCCCGGGUGAAAGGUACAACCUAAUGACUUCGAACAUUGCGGAAUCUAUGAACAAAGCACUAUCAAAUAGUAGAAGUCUUCCAAUAGUUCGACUGUUAGAAUCCAUACGGAAUAUGAUGACUAGAUGGUUUGCUGAACGGAGAGAGGAUGCGAAAUCACAGCUAACAACGCUCUCACGAGGUGUUGAAAAACUGUUAGAGGGUCGUUUAACUGCAUCAAGACUUUUUGAAGUACAACCGAUUGAUGCUUUACGUGUACAAGUACAAUAUGGAACAUCUUUGCAUGUUGUAAAUUUGGAUGCAAAAAGAUGCACAUGCCGCCGUUUCGAGCACGAGAAAAUACCAUGCGUCCAUGCAAUCGCAGCUGCAGAGCAUAUGGGUGUGUCUCGUAUUUCCCUGGCCGAUCCGACCUACCGGAGCAAUUAUUUGGUUAACGCGUACGCUGAUUCAAUCUCACCUCCGGAUACUGCACUCCCUGUUCCUGAAAUUGUAACUAACCAACCGUGCGUGCCUCCGAUCGUUGCAACCCAGCCAGGAAGGCCGGAGAAAAGCAGGAUUAAAUCAACUGUUGAAAUUGCACUUCAUAAUAAACGCCCGAGGAAGCCACACGCAUGUUCUCGAUGUAAAGAAGUUGGGCAUAAUGCAAAAACUUGUCGGAAGUAG
Messenger RNA from Capsella rubella, 1191 nucleotides. RefSeq lists its product as uncharacterized. Gene Ontology annotation, biological process: DNA transposition. Bases 1 to 1191 code for a protein of 396 amino acids. The record is from RefSeq and is a predicted model, not a curated record. Gene Ontology annotation, molecular function: transposase activity; zinc ion binding; DNA binding. NCBI's taxonomy places the organism in Eukaryota, Viridiplantae, Streptophyta, Magnoliopsida, Brassicales, Brassicaceae. The transcript is spliced from 3 exons.